Rhodotorula toruloides NP11 is the source of this 1458-nucleotide messenger RNA. RefSeq names its product DNA-(apurinic or apyrimidinic site) lyase. The transcript is spliced from 8 exons. Gene Ontology annotation, cellular component: nucleus. Lineage: Eukaryota; Fungi; Basidiomycota; Microbotryomycetes; Sporidiobolales; Sporidiobolaceae. Gene Ontology annotation, molecular function: phosphoric diester hydrolase activity; DNA binding; double-stranded DNA 3'-5' DNA exonuclease activity. Bases 1 to 1458 code for a protein of 485 amino acids. The record is from RefSeq and is a predicted model, not a curated record. Gene Ontology annotation, biological process: base-excision repair.
AUGCGGAUCCUCUCAUGGAACCUGAACGGAUUGAAGCGUUGGGGGAGGUCGACGCCGUGGAAUGAGCACGAGACGUUCGCGGACAAGGUCGAGGCGCUGGGAGCGCACGUGAUCUGCUUUCAAGAGACGAUGCUCCAGCAGCACGAGCUUUCGACAGACCUGGUCGACCUGCCCGAAUUCGACGCCUUUUUCGCCUGCGCGACCAAGACUCGCAGCGGCUUCGGCGGCGGUGGAGUGGGCAUUCACGGCACGGCCGCUUUCGCCCGACGCACCGUCGCUGUGCCCGUCAAAGCCGAAGCAGGCUUGACGUACCGAAGCGCGGUCGAGUCGGCCGGCUUGUUUGGACUCGUCGGCGCGUACCCACCUGGUAUCGCGCUGCGUAAGAAGGAGGAGUCGCUCGAGCAGGACGGACGACGCAUCAUCCUGGAUUUCGGUCUCUUCGUGCUAAUCAAUGUGUACCUCCACUCCGAAGGAGUACCGGGAAAGGACGACCCAAAAAAGCUUGCGAACAAGUUCGAACGCAAGAUGGACAUCAUCGCACUUCUCGACGGUCGAAUCAAGGCUCUCCAGGAAGCAGGGCGUGAGGUGAUCGUGAUUGGAGACUUUAACCUGGCCGCCUCGGAUCUCGACAGAUGGGACCCCGAGAUGAGGGCGCAACUCAAGGGCCGCAAGGCGCUCAUGGACCACCCUGGACGGGCGUGGCUUGCGGACUUGACGAGGAAGAACGGCAGGCUAGUUGAUGUCUUCCGUCGCGAUCACUCAGGCGAGCGCAUCUACACCUGGUUCCGAGACUCGCAAGCACAACUCGAGAACAAAGGUAACCGGGUCGACUACGUUCUCGUCAGUACCGGCAUCCUCCCCUGGGUCAAGAACUGCAGUAUCCUUUCCGACGUCGAAGGUUCCGAUCACCACCCGCUCGUUCUCGACCUGCACGACGAGAUCGAUUCCGCUGAGGGCCGCAAGCUCCUGCGCGACGAGAUCAACGGUGGCCGCCUACCGACUGACCAGCCCGCACGACCACCGCCUUUCGCCGCCAACUAUCGCAAAACCGCAUCAAUUCCCACUCCGCCCGCAUCUCCGCCAGACGCCGUCCGUCGUCCUCCAGCUUCAACCUCCACUGCUCAGCCUAUUGCGCCACCAGCACUCCCUUCCCCACCGGCGCUCGUCUCUCCUACAUCCCCGAAGAAGGCUCGACCGAUUCUUGCUUCCUCCGCAAAGUCGACCGCAUCCGCUGAGUCCGCGGCAGACUUGCCUCAACUGGGCUUGUCGGCCACAACGAGCAAGAAGCGCAAGCGCGUCGAAACGCUCGACUUGACGCACGACACGGACGACGAGAUCCAGAUCCUGUCGCCGCCUUCGCCACACGGGGCCAAACGAUCGUCGAGUAGGGUUGAAGGGAGUGAGUCGGGCUCGGAGGCGCUGCGGAAGAGCCUGAAGAAGCGCAGGAGGACCGCCUGA